Prorocentrum cordatum is the source of this 519-nucleotide messenger RNA. Lineage: Eukaryota; Dinophyceae; Prorocentrales; Prorocentraceae. The record is from the annotation of a GenBank genome assembly.
AUGCUCGGGGGAGCGGCCCAGAGGAGGGCUGUCAGCGUCGUAGACCCGACGGCGCUGUGCAUGAGCUGGCCGCUGGCCUGCCUCGCGUGGCCGCCGCCCCGCCUGCGGGCCCAGCGCGGGCCGCCCAGCGCGCAGAGGGCCGGCGCCGGCGGCGAGGAACGGCCCGCGCCGGGCUCGCCGCGGGCGGGCGGCCCGCGCGGCGAGCCGCAGCAGCCAGAGGCCCGGCCCGCGCCCGAGGCGCUGCAGCUGCCGGGGACGCCCGAGAAACCCCCGGUCCGCCGGCGAGUGUCCGCCGAGCUCGAGCUGGCUUCCCGAGGGCGGGCUCAGCGGCGACAGCUCGCAGGCCAGGCCGGGGCCUGGGGGACCCGUGCUCGCCGCUCGGCGGCGGCCUGGUCCGCAGGCCGGUGGUGGACCGGAGCCUCAUCCGCUGGCUGGGAGAGGACUUCCCCGCGCACUACGCCGCCGAGGGGGAGCCGUGUGGCUUCAUGGUGCCCCUGGCGGUCCUGGGCAGCGCCCUGA